This is a messenger RNA of Cynoglossus semilaevis (tongue sole), 1619 nucleotides long. It is a transcript of the gene tfap2d, whose product is annotated as transcription factor AP-2 delta (activating enhancer binding protein 2 delta). The transcript is spliced from 6 exons. The coding region runs from base 1 to 924 and encodes 307 amino acids. The record is from RefSeq and is a predicted model, not a curated record. Gene Ontology annotation, cellular component: nucleus. NCBI's taxonomy places the organism in Eukaryota, Metazoa, Chordata, Actinopteri, Pleuronectiformes, Cynoglossidae. Gene Ontology annotation, molecular function: RNA polymerase II transcription regulatory region sequence-specific DNA binding; DNA-binding transcription factor activity, RNA polymerase II-specific. Gene Ontology annotation, biological process: regulation of transcription by RNA polymerase II; anatomical structure development; regulation of cell population proliferation.
AUGGCGCUAUCCAGGGUCCUGAAGUGCCUCUAUCCAGGUGCUGAAGAGAAGGUAGACCGCAUGUGCGCCUUUCACACGUGUCGCUGUCCAGGAUUCCAGCUGUUCGACUGUGCUGUAACAGAUGUCAGUGUUUAUGUUGCUGUUGUUGCUGCUGUGUGUUGCACAGGGGGAACGUGUGUGGUGAACCCCACCGAUCUGUUCUGCUCAGUACCGGGCCGUCUAUCGCUGCUCAGCUCCACCUCCAAGUACAAAGUGACUAUCGCCGAGGUGAAAAGAAGACUGUCUCCUCCAGAGUGCCUCAACGCUUCUUUACUGGGCGGAAUAUUACGCAGAGCAAAGUCUAAGAACGGAGGUCGGUGUCUUCGUGAGAAACUAGACCGAUUGGGCCUCAACCUGCCGGCCGGCCGGAGGAAAGCUGCCAACGUCACGCUGCUCACCUCUCUGGUGGAAGGUGAGGCGCUGCACCUGGCAAGGGACUUUGGCUACACCUGUGAGACAGAGUUUCCCAGCAAGGCGGUGGGCGAGCACUUGGCGAGGCAGCACAGCGAACCGAAAGAGACCAGCGCGCGCAAGAAGAUGGUUCUGGCAACCAAGCAAAUCUGCAAGGAGUUCCAGGACUUACUGAGCCAAGAUCGUUCUCCUCUGGGCUCAUCCAGACCGACCCCCAUCCUGGACCUGGACAUCCAGAGACACCUCACACACUUCAGUCUGAUCACUCAUGGGUUCGGCACGCCGGCAGUCUGCGCGGCUCUCAGCACCUUCCAGACGGUCCUGAGUGAGAUGCUCAACUACCUGGACAAGAACACCAGCGGGAAAACCAGCGGCCCCACCGAUCAACAGAUCAACAGCAACUCAGAAAAGACGCAGCUCCGGAAAACAGCCGAGCCCCAGAGCAAAGACGGAAAAACAGAAAAGACUGAGUAGCCCCCACCCACCACGGUCCCUGUGCCUUGGAGCGCUGCAUUUAGGAGUGUGUGUGUGUGUGAGUAAGUGUGUGUGUGUGUGUACACGGGGUUUGAUACUCCCGUGCAUUUUUGUGUCUUCACUGGAACAAUUCCUAUUUAUUGUUAUUUAUUUACAUUAUGUUGGAAUGGAACAUUUUUAGACGUCCCACAUUCUAAUGAGGGAUUUGAACAUUAUCUGUGUGUGUGUGUGUGUGUGUGUGUGUGUGUGUGUGUGUGCCUGUGACUCAUCCGAGACGUAUUUAUUUAUUCUGAAAUUGGAGAGGAAAAUAUGAACAUAAUUAACACAAAACUGUUCCAGAACAGGAGUGGUAAACAACACACACACACCAACACACACAAACACACACACACACACCAACACACACAACCCAGGGAUUUGAAGUUUAUCACCUGACAAAGUUCAGCAAAUUUAAAUGACGUGACAUCAGCAGGGAUGUAACGAUAUUCUGACCAAAUACAAUGAUCCUUUUUAUUUGUAAAAAAAAAAAACUAUGCAAAAAUACCUGAAAUGAUUGUGAUCUUCAAUUAGAGAAUAAAAAAAAAAAAGCACAUUUUCUUACAUCCCACGUCAUCAGUGUCAUCGUGACAUCACUACCUUGGAGUACAGGUCUGGAUGGAGAUACAGAAGUAAAGUCAGUUUCUACACGUCAGAUA